Molecule: messenger RNA, 1230 nt
Organism: Huiozyma naganishii CBS 8797
Lineage: Eukaryota; Fungi; Ascomycota; Saccharomycetes; Saccharomycetales; Saccharomycetaceae
Gene: NAP1
Product: histone chaperone NAP1
Exons: 1
Coding region: 1-1230 (409 amino acids)
Biological process (GO): nucleosome assembly
Cellular component (GO): chromatin; nucleus
Molecular function (GO): chromatin binding; histone binding
Source: RefSeq, a predicted model, not a curated record
AUGAGCUCUCCAAUCGAGGCCCGGAAGAACACGAAGUCGUCGAUGAAGAUCGACAACGCGCCGACGCCGCACAACACUCCUGCGAGCGUGUUGGACACGAGUUAUAUGCGCAACGGGUUGCAGCGCGAAGUCCCGCAGACGAUCGUGGAGGAGACGACGACCGGUGCAGCUCCAGCAGAUGAGGAGGAGACUGUGUCUCGUUUGCAGCAGCCGCUUCUGUUGCAGUCUAUCCAGGAGAAACUGGGGACGCUUGUUGGACAGGACAGUGGGUACGUCGAUGCUCUGCCCACUGGGGUGAAGCGUCGUGUUGCUGCGUUGAAGUCUCUGCAGGCUGACCUGUUUGAGAUGGAGAGGGAGUUCCAAGUGGAGAUGUUUGAGUUGGAGAAGAAGUACCUUGCGAAGUACGCUCCAUUGUACCGUUCCCGUGGCGGGAUAGUCUCGGGCAAGGAAAGACCCACGGGGGAGCAAGUCGCUAAAGGUGCCGCUCUCGAGGAGAAACUUGCCGGCGUGGACACCGAGGGAGAGGGUGACGAUGGCGACGCCGAGGGAAUCCCAUCGUUCUGGUUGACCGCGCUAGAGAACUUGCCCGUGGUCAACGAGACGAUCACGGACAGAGAUGCCGCUGUUUUGGAGUAUCUAGAGGAUAUCCAACUGGAAUACUUGGAGGAUACGACCCCUGGGUUCCGCCUCGUGUUCUGUUUUUCCCCCAAGACUCCAUACUUCAAGGACACACAACUGGUCAAGACGUACUACUACCAACGCGAGUUGGGUUACUCCGGUGACUUCAUCUACGACCACGCGGAGGGCCAGCAGAUCCAGUGGACGGACAACCGAUCGAACGUGACCGUCGAGCUCGAGACGCGCAAGCAGCGCAACAAGAACACGAAGCAAGUGCGCACCAUCGAGAAACUGACCCCCGUGGAGUCCUUCUUCAACUUCUUCGACCCUCCAGCGACUGGCGAAGAAGAGGAAGAGGAAGAGGACGACGAGGAGGAACUGGAGGCGCGGCUCGCGCUGGACUACUCCAUCGGCGAGCAGAUCAAGGACAAGCUCGUUCCCCGUGCAGUGGACUGGUUCACGGGCACAGCCCUCGAGUUCGAGUUCGACGAGGGCGACGACUUGGAAGAGGGCGAGUUCGACGACGACGAAGACACCGAGGAGUCCGACGCAGAGGAGGCCGACGACUUUGCGUCUGCGCCAGAGCAGGCCCCGGAGUGCAAGCAGCAGUGA